Sorex fumeus (smoky shrew) is the source of this 2644-nucleotide messenger RNA. It is a transcript of the gene ARHGAP28, whose product is annotated as Rho GTPase activating protein 28. The transcript has 18 exons. Gene Ontology annotation, biological process: regulation of small GTPase mediated signal transduction; regulation of actin filament polymerization; negative regulation of stress fiber assembly. NCBI's taxonomy places the organism in Eukaryota, Metazoa, Chordata, Mammalia, Eulipotyphla, Soricidae. Gene Ontology annotation, molecular function: GTPase activator activity. The record is from RefSeq and is a predicted model, not a curated record. Gene Ontology annotation, cellular component: cytoplasm. Bases 50 to 2239 code for a protein of 729 amino acids.
GGUCGCCGCCUUUGUUCCCGGGCCCCCGCGGAGACAUGCGCGGCUGACUAUGGAAGUGGAGGACUCGGGCGGCGUGGUGCUCACCGCCUACCACUCGUACGCACGCUCGCAGCCGCCCAGCCCCGAGCCGCGCUGCGCGCCCCGGGCCAGCGCCAGCCACCCCGGCAGCAGAAAAUCCAUUCCUCGUUGCCGAAGAAUUAACAGGAUGCUCUCCAAUGAAUCUCUGCAUUCUCCUAUCUUCAACCGUUCCAACUCACAGGCCUCCAUAGACAGUGCCUCCAUGGAAGAUUUCUGGCGGGAAAUAGAAAGCAUAAAGGAAAAUAGCAUGGCAAGACAGGAAGAGCAGCUGCCAACUGAAUUCAAACCUCUGGAUGAGGGAGAACUUGAAGCUGAGUGGCUGCAGGAUGUGGGUUUAUCUACCCUGAUUUCGGGUGGUGAAGAGGAGGAUGGCAAAGCCUUGCUCUCGACAUUGACUCGAACUCAAGCAGCUGCAGUCAAAAAGAGAUAUAAUACUUACACUCAGACAUUGAGGAAAAAGAACAAGCAGUCUGUGAGGGAUGUCAGAGAUAUCUUUGGAGUCAGUGAAGCUUCUCCAGGGGAUGCAUCUGAAAAUCCUACUGCUCAGUUGGAUGAUACCCAGGCGAACAAAGAACUGCCAGGCAUUAUCAACACCAGUGGUUCCUUGCCAGAUGACGUUUCCUCCAAUAGCACACCCCUCUCACUUGGGUCCCAGGAAGAAAAAGGGAGUUUUUCAGUUCCCAGGAGUGGCGCCAUGUCCAUACUUGAGACCAUUCCGGAUGUGCCAGUUCAUUCCAAUGGCUCGUCAGACAGUGGACAGUCCGCUCAGGGAGCAGUUGGGGAUGAUGAUUAUCUGGAAAAGACUGUUUCACCAGAAGCUGAAGAGUUGUCAUUUGAAGUGUCUUAUUCAGAAAUUAUUACAGAGGCUCCUAAAAAAAGCAAAUUUAAGAAAUAUGAUUUUAAGAAAGAAGAUUAUGCUUUAACUAAAUUUAUUGUUCAGAAAACCAGAUUUGGCCUAACUGAAGCAGGAGACCUGUCCACUGAGGACAUGAAGAAAAUUCGCCAUCUCUCUCUGAUUGAACUGACAGCAUUUUUUGAUGCCUUUGGGAUCCAACUGAAAAGAAAUAAAACAGAAAAAAUCAAAGGACGAGACAAUGGCAUCUUCGGGGUUCCACUCACCGUCCUAUUGGACAAUGACCGAAAGAAAGACCCCGGAGUGAAAGUCCCCCUGGUAUUACAGAAAUUUUUUGAGAAGGUUGAAGAAUCAGGUCUCGAAUCUGAAGGAAUUUUUCGGCUCUCAGGAUGUACUGCCAAAGUGAAGCAAUACCGUGAAGAACUGGAUACCAAGUUUAAUGCCGACAAAUUUAAGUGGGACAAAAUGUGCCAUAGAGAAGCUGCAGUAAUGUUGAAAGCAUUUUUCAGAGAACUACCCACUUCUCUCUUUCCUGUGGAAUAUAUACCUGCUUUCAUCACACUAAUGGAAAGAGGGCCCCACAUCAAGGUACAGUUCCAAGCCUUGCACCUCAUGGUCAUGGCACUGCCUGAUGCCAACAGGGACACAGCCCAGGCCCUCAUGACAUUCUUCAAUAAAGUGAUUGCCAACGAGUCAAAAAACCGAAUGAGUUUAUGGAACAUUUCUACUAUAAUGGCACCAAACCUUUUCUUCAGCAGAAGCAAACAUUCCGAUUAUGAAGAAUUACUGUUAGCAAAUACUGCAGCCCACAUUAUCCGCCUAAUGCUGAAGUACCAGAAAAUUUUGUGGAAGGUUCCAUCUUUCCUAAUCACGCAAGUCAGAAGAAUGAAUGAAGCCACUAUGCUCUUAAAGAAGCAAAUCCCAAGUGUCAAAAAGCUGCUAAGGAGGAAGACCAUAGAACGAGAGUUUACAAGCCCCAAGACUUCAAAGGUACUGCAAAAGUCACCUUCUACAAGAAGAAUGUCUGAUGUGCCAGAAGGAGUUAUACGAGUUCAUGCACCACUUUUCUCGAAGGUGUCCAUGGCCAUUCAACUCAAUAGCCAAACCAAAGCCAAAGACAUCCUGGCGAAAUUUCAGUAUGAAAACAGUCAUGGUCCAUCGGAAUGCAUUAAGAUUCAGAACCAAAGGUUAUAUGAAAUUGGAGGAAAUAUAGGACAGCAUUGCUUGGAUCCAGAUGCUUAUAUAUUGGAUGUGUAUCAUAUGAAUCCUCAAGCAGAGUGGGUAAUAAAACCUCAGCCACAUUUUUGAAAUACCCCUCAAGAAGGCAGAUGUUGUAUAUAACUUGCCAAGAAGAUACUCCAUUUCUUAGGGAAAAACCAAGACUGCUUUUGACAUGUUUGUUCCUAUGAUGUUUUCAGUCCAAAUGGUGUCUCCUCCUGACAUUGCCAACAUGAACUAUGGAAGAGGAGCUGGUUAAUCAUUUGGGCUGAUGCUUUCUCAUGGUGGUGCCUUGAUUCAAGAGAAGGAAAGAUGGUGCAGUCUUUCCGGAAGAAAGGCCAGUCUAGAAUAUGAUGGAACGCUGAGCAUUUCUAAUAGGUUGACUCCCUGCAGAAAUGAACUUGAACUAUACCUAGGGAGAAGGCAUAUUCUUUAUGUGACAAAUGCUUCCAAAGAGGUGGAAAGAGACUUUUUUACUUAUUAUAUAUAUAUAUG